AUGUUAGCAUUGAUUAAUCGCAUCCUGGAUUGGAUUAAAAGCUUGUUUUGGAAGGAGGAAAUGGAACUAACUCUAGUUGGUUUACAAUAUUCGGGAAAAACAACUUUUGUGAACGUCAUUGCCUCAGGGCAAUUUAGUGAAGAUAUGAUACCUACAGUCGGCUUCAAUAUGCGCAAAAUAACCAAAGGCAAUGUUACUAUUAAGGUAUGGGACAUUGGUGGACAGCCCAGAUUCCGCUCAAUGUGGGAGAGAUAUUGUAGGGGAGUGAAUGCUAUAGUUUACAUGGUUGAUGCCGCUGAUCCAGACAAGAUUGAAGCAUCACGUAAUGAAUUGCACAGUUUACUUGAGAAGCAACAACUGACUGGAAUUCCAGUUUUGGUACUUGGAAACAAGCGUGAUUUACCACAUGCUUUAGAUGAACAUGGCCUUAUUGAACGCAUGAAUCUCUCUGCAAUCCAAGAUCGUGAAAUCUGCUGUUACUCAAUCUCUUGUAAGGAGAAGGACAAUAUUGAUAUAACCCUACAAUGGCUGAUUGCACACAGUAAAUCUGGCAGUGCGCGUUAA
Messenger RNA from Pieris macdunnoughi, 564 nucleotides. NCBI's taxonomy places the organism in Eukaryota, Metazoa, Arthropoda, Insecta, Lepidoptera, Pieridae. The record is from the annotation of a GenBank genome assembly.